AUGGCGCAGGGAGUGUGGGCCGCCCCGCCGACGGAGAGCCGCGCCAUCCUCGCCCUUGCCACGGACGCGGGCCGCGUUGCUGCUGCCAGGCCACCGCGCGGCGAGCAGCGAGCAGGGCGAGCCAUGGAGUGCAAAGACUACUCCCACUCCCCCUGUCAACUCCACACCACAGCCCAUUCCUACUCCCCCUGUCACCCCCACUCCUACUCCCACUCCCCCUGUCACCCCCACACCACAGCCCACUCACUCCCCACUCCCACUCCCCCUGUCAACUCCACACCACAGCCCAUUCCUACUCCCCCUGUCACCCCCACUCCUACUCCCACUCCCCCUGUCACCCCCGCACCACAGCCCACUCACUCCCCACUCCCACUCCCCAACGCCAAACGCCAGGAGAAAUUCUCUGCAACCCCCGACCCCGUAGCCCCGACCUUCGGCCCCAGCCACUCCCCAACCCCUGACAUCCAACUUACAACCCCGCGCCCCCAGCCCCCCGUCCGCUGCCCCCCUCCCCCCACUGUGUUAGCCAAUCCACAAGUGCUCCCAUCGCACUUGACUUUUACGGCACGCAGGCUCCCAGGCCAGCAACAUCCAUCGGGCAGCCCAUAA
This is a messenger RNA of Eriocheir sinensis (Chinese mitten crab), 609 nucleotides long. RefSeq lists its product as uncharacterized. The record is from RefSeq and is a predicted model, not a curated record. Bases 1 to 609 code for a protein of 202 amino acids. The transcript is spliced from 5 exons. Lineage: Eukaryota; Metazoa; Arthropoda; Malacostraca; Decapoda; Varunidae.